UAGCUCGCAGCCUAAGACCAAUUCAAACUCUGCGCGCUUGUAGCUGUCAGACUGACAGCUGACCCUAACCUAAAUUUCCGCAAUAUUGAUUAAAUUUCCCGUAAAAAAUAAUCAAAAAUGGCAAAUUCGAAGACAGACGUGCAGACUGAGGUGGAAAACGUUCGUGUUUUUGUCCGAGUGCGUCCUUUAACCAAGAAGGAAGAAGCUGAGGGCCACCUAAAUGUUCUUUUGAUCGACCCUAAGGAGAAUUUAAUUGCUUUGAAUAAAGACGGGGCGAACCCCAAACCGUUUAAGUUCGAUCAGGUGUUUGGGGAGGACUCGACGCAGUUGUCGUUGUACAGAGUGAUAGCUGUGCCAAUAGUCGAGAAGGCUCUACAGGGGUACAAUGGCACGAUUUUUGCGUACGGCCAGACGGGCACCGGGAAGACGUACACCAUGUCAGGGAAUUACGCCAAGCCGGAACUCAAAGGCAUCAUCCCCAACACAUUCUCGCACAUUUUCAGCCAGAUUUCGCGGGCCAGCGGCGAGACGUCGUUCGUUGUCACCGUCACCUACCUCGAGAUCUACAACGAAGAAGUCAGGGAUUUGCUGUCCACAGACCCGAAUAAAAAACUGGCGAUUCGGGAGAGGCCAGACGUGGGCGUGUAUGUCAAGGAUCUCAUGGGAUUCACCGUUGACUCGAUUGAGUCAAUUACCGAACUCCUCAACAGAGGAAACAAAAACCGCGUCACUCGGUCCACUCUCAUGAACGACGUGAGCUCGAGAUCGCACGCGAUUUUUACCAUAACCAUCGAGUCGAAAAACAGAAGCAGCAAUAAAACCACUGUUGGCAAACUCAAUUUGGUUGACUUGGCUGGCUCCGAGCGGGCAAGCAGGACCCAAGCCACAGGCGAGCGGCUGAGGGAGGCCAGCAAUAUUAAUCUGUCGCUCUCGGUGCUCGGAAAUGUCAUUUCGGCACUCGUUGACGGCAAAAGCAGCCACAUUCCGUACAGAAACUCCAAACUGACGCGGUUACUCCAAGACUCGCUGGGCGGAAACUCCAAAACAGCAAUGAUCGCGAUGGUGAGUCCGGCGGACAUUGACUACGAAGAAAGCAUUUGUACGUUAAGAUACGCCGCUCGAGUCAAACACAUCCAAAACCAUGCGCGAAUUAACGUCGAACAGCGGGGUCUUAUUGAGGGAUUCGAGCACGAAAUCGCCGAAUUGCAGGAAAAAAUCCACUUAUUGUCACUCCAGGAGCAAAAACAGCCCAAGAAAAAGAAAGAGCGGGCGUCGGCCCACAAAGUUGAGGAACUGAAGAAGUGGGAAGAGGAAUUGCAAAAAACUGAGAAGGAAAAGAGCGAUUUGAUGCAGAAAAUCUCGCUGAUCCAGAAGCGGAUCCUCGUCGGCGGUGAGAACCUGUUCGAGAAGGCGCAGCACCAGGCCUUCCUGAUCGAGUCGACGGGGGCGGAGAUCGAAAACCUGGACAAGAACCACCAACAGCUGGAGGAGACGCUGAGCAAGAAGGGGCAGGAGCGCAUCGACGUGGAGGAGAAGUACUCGAGUCUCCAGGAGGAGGACGCCGGGACGGGCAAAAAGAUCAAAAAAGUCCAGGCGUAUCUGAACGAAGUCAAGGAGGAGUACGCCGACAAGGAGCACGAGUACCAGCGCGAAAUGGAGGCGCUGCUGGACAACAACCGGCUCCUGGUCCGGGAAACCCAGCUGGCGUGCCUGAUGAUCGACAGCUACAUCCCGAAGGAAUACUUGAAGAAAAUCGAGGCCAAUUUGAUAUGGAACUCGGAGACGCAGGAAUACCAGAUGCGCGGGGUGGCCUACACGGGGAACAACAUGCGGAAGCGGCAGUCGGCCCACUCGGAGUGCUUCACGCCGGUGAAGUUCGAGAUGAAGCCGGUGUACCACAAGUACCCGGAGAAGAAGCGCGAGCGCAAGAUGGUGUACGAGAAGCGGUCGUUCUCCGCGGUGCCCAAAGCCCGCUAACUGUCGCCGGAUUAUUUGUGUUGUGUUAAUUUGUGAUAUUAAUUAGGCCCGACUUUUUAUUUAUUUGUGAUUAUGUUGUACUUAAUAAAUCUAUUUAUUGCCCAA
Tribolium castaneum (red flour beetle) is the source of this 2082-nucleotide messenger RNA. It is a transcript of the gene Klp64D, whose product is annotated as Kinesin-like protein at 64D. The transcript has 5 exons. The record is from RefSeq and is a predicted model, not a curated record. Gene Ontology annotation, biological process: spindle elongation; microtubule-based movement; mitotic spindle organization. Lineage: Eukaryota; Metazoa; Arthropoda; Insecta; Coleoptera; Tenebrionidae. Gene Ontology annotation, molecular function: microtubule motor activity; ATP binding; microtubule binding. Bases 118 to 1977 code for a protein of 619 amino acids. Gene Ontology annotation, cellular component: microtubule associated complex.